AAGGUAAUUCGAACACUUUCUCGUCGCACGCGACUUCGAGCUGAGUAAAGAAGUCUGUAAAAAACAAGUAACAUCUUAGAUAAAACGUACUGCCGUUGCGUUUGACCCAUUUUCGCUUUUAUUUUAUUCGUGGUUUUACUUUUUUAGUGUUUAGUGUUUUAAUUUUUGUUGUCUUAAAAUGCGGGUCGAAUUAAUCUGCACAGCAAUUCUGUUGGCAAUUUGUGUUACAGCCACAACAGCCAAAACCGGCUAUGGCCCCGGUGAACAGGAUUGGGGUUAUGUCGAUGUGCGCACUGGCGCCCAUAUGUUUUAUUGGCUUUACUACACCACAGCUAAUGUGAGCAAAUACACUGAACGUCCGUUGGCAAUUUGGUUGCAAGGUGGUCCCGGUGCUUCGUCGACUGGUUAUGGAAAUUUCGAAGAGUUGGGUCCCCUCGAUUUGUAUGGCAAUUACCGUAAUUUCACGUGGGUUAAGGAUAUGAAUGUGCUCUUCAUUGACAAUCCCGUUGGUAGCGGUUACAGUUAUGUUGAUAGCGUGCUUUACUUAACGAAAAAUAAUAAUGAGAUUGCUUUGGACUUGGUACGUUUGAUGAAAGGUUUCUACAAACAACAUCCCGAAUUCGAAAGUGUGCCUUUGCACAUAUUCUGUGAGAGUUACGGUGGUAAAAUGGCACCAGAAUUCGCUUUGGAACUGUAUUAUGCUAUACAACGUGGUGAGUUGCGCAGCAAUUUGACCUCGGUGGCAUUGGGUGAUCCAUGGACGUCACCGAUUGAUUCCGUUUUGGCUUGGGCGCCAUUGUUGCUGCAAAUGGGCGUUGUGGAUCAAGGUGGUCAUGCAAAAAUUGCCGCUGCUGCCAACAGAACUGAAGAUUUGAUCAAUAAAGGAAAAUGGACGCAAGCCACCAACCAAUGGGGUGCUACACAAUCUGUUUUAUUGCGUGAGUCUAAGGGUGUGGACUUUUACAAUAUCGAGACACCAACCAGAGGUGGUGCUUAUGCCAACAUAUUAUUGAGGAGUAACAAUAUUAAGGAUUUAAUGUAUCGCACUAUGGUACAAUAUGAUAUAGAUAUCGAUGAAGAUCGCGAUCAAAUCUUGCAAGAUUUAAUGCGCGGCCCCGUACAUCAAGCUCUCAAUAUAUCGUCUAAGGUAAGAUGGGGUUCCCAAAGCGAUGUCACUUUCGCCAGAUUGAAUACAGACUUCAUGAAGCCAGUGAUACAUAUCGUCGAAGAACUUCUCAAUAACACAACACUGCAGGUAGGUGUCUACUCCGGGCAAUUGGACUUGAUUUGUGCUACUCCAGGCACAGUUAACUGGAUUGAGAAGAUGCAAUGGAAUAAUAAGACUUCGUACGAGGCGGCACCACGCGUUGGCAUCAGUGUUAAUCGCAUUUUGGAGGGUUAUGAGAAAAGCGCUGGCAAUUUCACUAUGUUCUGGAUCAAUCGCGCUGGACAUAUGGUGCCUGCUGAUAAUCCUGCUGGUAUGGGCCAUAUUUUAAGGAAAUAUACCAACUAUGGUUGAGAGUAAACUUCAAAUACAUAUUUGAAAUGCAAUCAAUAUCAAAUCAUUGUAUGAGAAAUCAUUAAUAAACCUGUUAUUAUUACAAAAUCUA
Molecule: messenger RNA, 1610 nt
Organism: Bactrocera latifrons
Lineage: Eukaryota; Metazoa; Arthropoda; Insecta; Diptera; Tephritidae
Product: retinoid-inducible serine carboxypeptidase-like
Exons: 5
Coding region: 179-1519 (446 amino acids)
Biological process (GO): proteolysis
Molecular function (GO): serine-type carboxypeptidase activity
Source: RefSeq, a predicted model, not a curated record